UUCGGUCACAACGCGAGGGGGUCUAGACUUGACCCCAGACCUCCAGACUCGAGCGGGUAGGUGGCCGAGGCUCCCGGUGAGCCGCAGGGCAGCCUGCCCAGACUGGGGAGGACCGCGUGGGAGGGCCGGGAGAGCAGGUGGCUGCCCCCCACAAGGGGGCGGGCUCAGCCGGCCAGUCCCGCCCGGAACCCCCGGCAACGCGCAUACGACUACACCUGCUCCGGAGCCCGCGGCGGUACCUGCAGCGGAGGAGCUCUGUCUUCCCCUUCAUCUCACGACGAGCCCGGCGUCCUGCCGCGUGCGCCCCGGCGCAGCCCGCCAGUCCGCCCGGAGCCCGCCCAGUCGCCGCGCUGCACGCCCGGGGUGAACCCUCUGCCCUCGCUGGGACAGAGGGCCCCGCAGCUGUCAUGCUUUCCGCCAUCUACACAGUCCUGGCGGGGCUGCUGUUCCUGCCGCUCCUGGUGAACUUCUGCUGCCCCUACUUCUUCCAGGACAUAGGCUACUUCUUGAAGGUGGCCGCCGUGGGCCGGAGGGUGCGCAGCUAUGGGCGGCGGCGGCCGGCGCGCACCAUCCUGCGGGCGUUCCUGGAGAAAGCGCGCCGGACCCCACACAAGCCUUUUCUGCUCUUCCGCAACGAGACGCUCACCUACGCGCAGGUGGACCGACGCAGCAAUCAGGUAGCCCGGGCGCUGCACGAUCACCUCGGCCUGCGCCAGGGAGACUGCGUGGCGCUCUUUAUGGGUAACGAGCCGGCCUACGUGUGGCUGUGGCUGGGGCUGGUGAAGCUAGGCUGUGCCAUGGCGUGCCUCAAUUACAACAUCCGCGCGAAGUCCCUGCUGCACUGCUUCCAGUGCUGCGGGGCGAAGGUGCUGCUGGCGUCGCCAGAACUACAAGCAGCCGUUGAAGAGAUACUGCCAAGCCUUAAAAAAGAUGAUGUGUCCAUCUAUUAUGUGAGCAGAACUUCUAACACAGAUGGGAUUGACUCUUUCCUGGACAAAGUGGAUGAAGUAUCAACUGAACCUAUCCCAGAGUCAUGGAGGUCUGAAGUCACCUUUUCCACUCCUGCCUUAUACAUUUACACUUCUGGAACCACAGGUCUUCCAAAAGCAGCCAUGAUCACUCAUCAGCGCAUAUGGUAUGGAACUGGCCUCACUUUCGUAAGCGGAUUGAAGGCAGAUGAUGUCAUCUAUAUCACUCUGCCCUUUUACCACAGUGCUGCACUAUUGGUUGGCAUUCACGGAUGUAUUGUGGCUGGUGCUACUCUUGCCUUGAGGACUAAAUUUUCAGCCAGCCAAUUUUGGGAUGACUGCAGAAAAUACAACGUCACUGUCAUUCAGUACAUCGGUGAACUGCUUCGGUAUUUAUGCAACUCACCACAGAAACCAAAUGACCGUGAUCACAAAGUGAGACUGGCACUGGGAAAUGGCUUACGAGAAGAUGUGUGGAGACAAUUUGUCAAGAGAUUUGGGGACAUAUGCAUCUAUGAGUUCUAUGCUGCCACUGAAGGCAAUAUUGGAUUUAUGAAUUAUGCGAGAAAAGUUGGUGCUGUUGGAAGAGUCAACUACCUACAGAAAAAAAUCAUAACUUAUGACCUGAUUAAAUAUGAUGUGGAGAAAGAUGAACCUGUCCGUGAUGAAAAUGGAUAUUGCGUCAGAGUUCCCAAAGGUGAAGUUGGACUUUUGGUUUGCAAAAUCACACAACUUACACCAUUUAAUGGCUAUGCUGGAGCAAAGGCUCAGACAGAGAAGAAAAAACUGAGAGACGUCUUUAAGAAAGGAGACCUCUAUUUCAACAGUGGAGAUCUCUUAAUGGUUGACGAUGAAAAUUUCAUCUAUUUCCACGACAGAGUUGGAGAUACAUUCCGGUGGAAAGGGGAAAAUGUGGCCACCACUGAAGUUGCUGAUAUAGUUGGACUGGUUGAUUUUGUCCAAGAAGUAAAUGUUUAUGGAGUGCAUGUGCCAGAUCAUGAGGGUCGCAUUGGCAUGGCCUCCAUCAAAAUGAAAGAAAACCAUGAAUUUGAUGGAAAGAAACUCUUUCAGCACAUUGCUGAUUAUCUACCUACUUAUGCAAGGCCCCGGUUUCUAAGAAUUCAGGACACCAUUGAGAUCACUGGAACUUUUAAACACCGCAAAGUGACCCUGGUGGAGGAGGGCUUUAACCCCGCUAUCAUCAAAGAUGCCUUGUAUUUCUUGGACGACACAGCAAAAAUGUAUGUGCCUAUGACUGAGGACAUCUAUAAUGCCAUAAGUGCUAAAACCCUGAAACUCUGAAUAUUCCCAGGAGGAUAACUCAACAUUUCCAGAAAGAAACUGAAUGGACAGCCACUUGAUAUAAUCCAACUUUAAUUUGAUUGAAGAUUGUGAGGUGCAGUUUUUGUAGGAAAUUAUGCAUACCAGUAAAGGGAGACUUUUUUAAAUAACAGUUGAGUCUUUGAAAGUAAAAAGAUUUAGAGAUUAUUAUUUUUCAGUGUGCACCUACUGUUUGUAUUUGCAAACUGAGCUCGUUGGAGGGAAGGCAUUAUUUUUUAAAAUACAUAGUAAAUUAAAUGAACACCAACAUGUGA
Molecule: messenger RNA, 2563 nt
Organism: Symphalangus syndactylus (siamang)
Lineage: Eukaryota; Metazoa; Chordata; Mammalia; Primates; Hylobatidae
Gene: SLC27A2
Product: solute carrier family 27 member 2
Biological process (GO): long-chain fatty acid import into cell; bile acid metabolic process; long-chain fatty acid metabolic process
Cellular component (GO): endoplasmic reticulum membrane; peroxisomal membrane; plasma membrane
Molecular function (GO): long-chain fatty acid-CoA ligase activity; long-chain fatty acid transmembrane transporter activity
Source: RefSeq, a predicted model, not a curated record